AUGCAAGACAACCUGCCAUUGACGGCACCAUCCGAUUCGGGCAAUCCCACGGCUGCCAACCGGCCUAAUUCGGAUUUAUCGACGAGAAUUCCUUCGGUUGUCAUCGACAAUGCUGCCGAGCCUGUGUCCAGGUACCCGGGUGCAACCCGCACCCGCGUACAGCCUUAUCCCGGACCGGUCGCCAGAAGCAACGUUCCUUCUGAGCCCGACGGCUUGGUUCGACCUUUGUCGAAGAAAGAACUACGCAAGAGGGAUGGUCAUAGGUGCAACAAAUGUGGCGAAACCGGACACUGGCAAUGCGACCAUUACUCCUACAAAUGCACCCUAUGCGGCAAGAACGCUCCCGGACACAACUCUGGUUCCAGGUGGUGUCCCGAUUACCGACCAACGCCCCGCAACACUUCACCCGAUCAGUAUGACGCACUCUUGGACGACGGAGACUAUGACGACUACUUAUGGGGAGACGAAGGAGAACACAAUCUGAACACCUGA
Coprinopsis cinerea okayama7#130 is the source of this 492-nucleotide messenger RNA. RefSeq lists its product as hypothetical. Bases 1 to 492 code for a protein of 163 amino acids. The transcript has 2 exons. The record is from RefSeq and is a predicted model, not a curated record. Lineage: Eukaryota; Fungi; Basidiomycota; Agaricomycetes; Agaricales; Psathyrellaceae.